Numida meleagris (helmeted guineafowl) is the source of this 948-nucleotide messenger RNA. It is a transcript of the gene NXNL2, whose product is annotated as nucleoredoxin like 2. Gene Ontology annotation, biological process: photoreceptor cell maintenance; sensory perception. The record is from RefSeq and is a predicted model, not a curated record. The transcript has 2 exons. Lineage: Eukaryota; Metazoa; Chordata; Aves; Galliformes; Numididae. The coding region runs from base 101 to 625 and encodes 174 amino acids.
GGUGUUGGUGUUACUGAUGUCGGUGGUGAGGAGGGUGGGUGCCGAGACACUUCUCCAGGUGGCUUGACUGCUCAAGCCCAGUGCCGCCCGUGGAGGGUGCAUGUUCACUGCCCCGGUGCUGCUCCUUGCUCCGCUGUGUGCCCCAAGGGGCAGCAUGGUGGAUGUGUUCAGCGGGCGGCUGCUGGUCAGCAAGGAUGGCCGCAGCGUGGACCCUGAGGAGGCCCUGCAGAACAAGGUGGUGGGCCUCUACUUCUCAGCCAGCUGGUGCUCGCCCUGUCGUGAUUUCACCCCUGUGCUCUGCGACUUCUAUACGGAGCUGCUGGAGGAGAGCCAGCCGCCCGUGCCCUUUGAGGUCGUCUUCAUCUCCUCUGACCACAGCGCCGAGGAGAUGAUGGGCUACAUGCGCUCCAUGCACGGCGACUGGCUGGCUCUGCCCUUCCAUGACCCCUACAAGAAUGAUCUGAAGAAGAAAUACAACAUAACAGCAAUUCCUAAACUGGUGAUUGUGAAACAAACCGGAGAAGUCAUUACUGACAAAGGAAGAAAACAGAUCAGAGACAAAGGACUAUCCUGUUUUCAGAACUGGCUUGAGGGUGCGGAUAUAUUUCAGAAUUUUUCUAGCUAAAUAGAAGCAAGCAAGACAAGUCAUCAUGGAGAAUUUUGUAGAGCUUUCGUACAGUUUUUGUGUUCUUCAGAACAAGAAGAGUAAGGCUGUAUUUAUCUUUGUUUGGAAAGAGAAUUUGUUUUUGACUUAAGAUUGUUUAUUCCAUUAAGUAAUAAAAUACAAUGUCUGUGUUAUUUGUAUUACCUACUGUAGUCAGUACAAACCAAAGCAUUCCUAAUAAUACUGAAGGACUUCUGGAAGUUAAGCUAUUUUAGAUAGUAAUAAAGAAGUACUGUGGAAUCUGUGCAAAUAUCUUAUUCUGCAAAAUCUGUUUAAAAAAUAUA